This is a messenger RNA of Ordospora pajunii, 1770 nucleotides long. RefSeq names its product smp2-like plasmid maintenance protein. NCBI's taxonomy places the organism in Eukaryota, Fungi, Microsporidia, Ordosporidae. The transcript has a single exon. The record is from RefSeq and is a predicted model, not a curated record. Bases 1 to 1770 code for a protein of 589 amino acids. Gene Ontology annotation, molecular function: phosphatidate phosphatase activity.
AUGGGUAUAGUUCAUAAGCUGAUCACAUCUGUUUCUGGGUUGUACAACAACAUCAACCCAAUCACACUCAGUGGUGUCAACGACGUAAUUGUUGUCGAAGGGGCAGACGGGUGCCUGAAGUGCACGGAAUUUCAGCUGAGGUUUGGAAGGCUGUACUUCUACGGGGCAAACAGUCAGGUGGUGCAUCUUUUUGUCAAUGGGAAGAUGUGUGACAUAACAAUGUCGAUAACAAACCAGGGAGAUCUGUGCUUUGAAAAGGGGACGGAAGAGGAGACAGUGACGGAUUACGAUGUUGUGCUUGACUACAACAACAAGCUCAUGAUGAUGUUUGACUCAGAUGAUGAACUGAUUCUGAACAAGAGGCUUGAGAACCUUUCGCUUGGAAAACAGUCUGAUGCGUAUACGAUGAACUUCGAUGUAAUGCUGCAGUGCAAAGAAAACAGCCUGAAGAUCGAAGAUGCAGAAUUCAAGCAGUAUCUCAAGAAGGAAAGAAUCAAAAACCUGAAGACUCGAAUGCAUGGAAGGGCGCUACGCAACGAGGAUGACGAUUCAUACAUUGGCUUCAAAAACAAAUUUGUGAAGUUUGGAUACCUGAUCAGCUCUGCAGAGCACUUUGAGUUUUUGAUAGGAAGAUACCGAUCAAUUCUGCAUAUUUUUACUGGCCUGUAUCUCUAUCCUCCAUUCAACAACAAAAUGUGUGACAAGAAGUGCAAGGGAUGUACGGGUGCAAGCGUAUCUUUUUCUUUGUGCCACAGCAAGAAGAUCCAGAACUCGUUGGAUUUUACAUUUGGCAUGUUUCUUGUUGACGAAGUUUCAAACACAGCGAACCUUGUUGCAAGAGUCCAAGGAUGUAAGAAAUGCAACUUCCGGUUUUACCUGCCAUAUGACACUUUCUGCAAGAUGUUUUUUGAGAUUCGGGGAUUGAAGAUCAACAAAGCAAAGAGGAUGAUGAAGAUUCUGGAGAAUGAGCACAACAGAGCGCUUGGAUGGAACAUAUUUGGCACCAAAAAGAUAAUCAAGAGGGAUGUGUCGUUUUCGUUGAGGCUUGACUCUGCAGAGCUCCGGAUGCUGAAUCUCAACGAGGGAAGAAAUCAAGUGGUUUUCAAGAUAGGAGGGCUGGAUAAGCAAUUGGAGGGGAAUAUAUAUUUAUGGAGAAGUGAUUCGAAAAUAAUAGUGUCUGAUAUUGAUGGAACAAUAACCAAGAGUGAUGUGUGGGGGCAUGUGUAUGGAAUGAUGGGGAAAGACUGGACACACAACGGAGUCGCAUCGCUAUACACGAAGAUAGUGAAGAAUGGAUAUAAAAUAGUGUAUCUGACGGCACGACCUCUUGAGCAGUCGUCGUCCACAAAGUCGUAUCUCAAGAGCAUAUGCCAGGAUGGAUGCAAGCUGCCCGAUGGGCCAGUGAUCCUAUCUCCUGAUGGGGUGUUUGCAGCCCUUUACCGAGAGCUGAUUAUAAGACGGCCAGAGGACUUCAAGAUUGCAUGCCUGAAAACAAUAAGGAAUCUUUUCAAGGGCACGAAUCCUUUUGUUGCGGGGUUUGGAAACAAAAUCACAGAUGUCAUCACAUACAAGGCGCUUGAGAUUCCUCUGUCAAGGAUUUUUACAAUCAAUCAUAAAGGAGAGCUGCAUGUCGAGCUUGUGAAGACAUUGUCUGGGACAUACCGCACAAUGAAUGACUUUGUGGACAGCAUGUUUCCGUAUUUAUCUAGCAAGACCAUUCCGUUUAUAGACCAUACAUUCAGCGACUUUUCAUGGUGGAAGUCGCAGUAA